AUGGCCAGAUUUGCAGCGCUAGACCCGCGCUACCCAGCCCUUCUGGCGCGGGCAGAGGCCACAGCAACAGUGGUGACGAACGCGUCCCUGGAGCCAUGGGAGGCCAGUCUGUCGUCACAGCUGUGCUACGUGAUGGUAAUGCUCUUCCGCAAUGCUGCUCAGGACAAGAUGUCUACCGUUCCUCCCGGGGAGGGUCUGGAGGCGCGGCGGCAAGCCAUCCUCGACUGGGGCCCGAAGGUCCGGACGAGGAAGGUGGGGUUGCUCAUCAAGAUGAUCCUCACUGCAAAAUUCUCUGGGGACAUCGCGCAGUCUCUCGACCAGCUCGAGCAUCUGGUUCGCGAGUGCGAAGGACAGGCGGGGCAACCUUUCGAUGGGGACCUCAAGAUUGGCAUUGUGAUUGUCAACAUGGUAGACGCGACCGUCCAGCAGCACUUGGUAAAGAACUCCGCCAGACUGGAGACGUGGAUGGCCAUGAAGGAGGAACUCCUUGACAUGGCUAGAACAGAGCAGUACCUGAACUCUCAACCGAAGCCGGACCGUGACGAGGUCAGUCAUGGCUUCCUGUUGCCGAUGCUUCCCGCGUUGGAGACAGACCGCCUGGCGGCGCUCCAGGGGCCGAAAAGGGUGAUGGUGGACGCCGGAGCGGGAGCGUCCGUGUGCCCCACGCCCUUCGACGCUGCCGCCGCGGCAGACGCGUCUGUGAUGCCUGCGACGCUUGCGACAGCCACAGGAGAGGAGGUCCGCCUACGAGACGGCAGGCGGUCCCACCUGCAAGCCGCCGACGGCGCGGGGGUCGCGUUGAGGUGCAGCUCAAGUGAACAGGUGACAGUGCCUGCGGUGUCUGCAUUGGACGCCUGCAGCGCAGGGAACUGGUUGGUUUUCGGCCCCGGGGUUCAGAAGGUCAUCUCGUCGCGAGAUGCCCGAGGCUUGCGCCGGGCAGCGCGGGCGACGCCUGGCCUAGACACGGGCAGAGGCAGAGGCGUGUGCUGGCUGGAGCUCUGGGACGAGCAGCCGGCAGGAGAAACGCGACCUCUCUGCCCAGCGAAAGCUGCAAAGAAGGUGCUCACACCGCCAAAGAUUCCACUUACAGUCACGCAGGCUGAGUGGGACUCCCAUCAGCUCACACACCUGCCAUUUAGGUCGCGGUGCGACCACUGCGCGUCAGGGAAGGCCACGGAGGGCCCCCACGCGCAGCAGGAACCAGAGGCUGAGGGAGCAGUGCCCAAGAUCUGCGUUGAUUAUCUUUUCUUAACGUCCAAAACAGACGAGCAGGAGAUGCACGCAGUGCUGAACGUCUUGGACGCUAAGUCCGGAGGGCCGUUUCCAGGCAUGGUGAACCAGAAGGGCGAAGACGACUACGCUCUAGCACUGAUGAGCGAAGCUGUGCACUUCUGCGGGCGCACGAAUAUGUUGCUGCUUUCUGAUGGCGAGAGGCCAAUCAAUCGUCUGAUCGAUGUUUUCAUCGAGACGCGCAGCAGCAAACAUAGCGCGUCAAAGCGAAACACGCCGAAGGAAUCCUCACAGAGCGCUGGUCUCAUCGAGCGUAGUAACUACGAGGACUAUUUCGGCGAGAUAGUGGAGUUUGGUGAGUGCGUGCACCACAAGUCACCGCUAUCCUCCGCGGGGAAGGCAGACGACAGGUGGCAUCUCGGGGUCUGGCUCGGGAAGAGCAUGAGAGCAGACGAACAUCUUGUUGGCGCGUCCAGAGGUGUGCUCACGCGCAGGAGCAUCUGGCGCAGGCCCGAGCAGCAACGCUGGAACAAGCAGCUCUUAGACGCUUUCGUCGGAUCGCCGUGGGAACCAGUGCCGCCGGCUGCCCGGGAGUUGCCGGAAGGGCCGCCGAAGCCUCGAGAUGUGUAUAUCACCCAGCGGCCCCUACACCAGCACCGCCCGCACCACUGCGAGCACCAGAGGACCCAGGGAGGCCCGGAGGUGCAGCGGGAGUGGCUCAGGAGCCACACCCAGCAGCAGGAGCUGCCAAGGCCUCCCGUGGAAGCCCCAGACCACGAAAUGGGCGAAGAAGACGACGGACCAAGCGAGAAACGGUCGAGAACGAUCGCUGGACUGCCAACGCUGCACGAGCCCGGCCUCGUAGUGGCAGCCGCGGGCACAGCAGUUGCCUACCUCUGUUCAUCCAUGGUGGGGAGGGAUCCAGAAGUGGCCCCGAUCAACGUGGAUUGGAGCAAGGAGUACUUCUCCACGAAGGCCGGCGUGCGCGAAGGCAAGAUCAAGGAGAUGAGGAACAUCGACGCUUGCGAAGUGAAGCAAGAUAUUCCUUGGUCGGAAGCCCGGAAGCAAAGGUUGAACAUCGUCAACGCCAAGUGGGUUCUUGAACCGAAGCCUUCGGGUGCGGGCUCGGCAGCAGCGCGCGCGCGCCUCGCUGCAACAGAGGUGAACACGUGCGUUCGAGAGGACGUGACGCAAUCCACGCCACCAGUAAAGGUAUUUAGGAUCAUCGCAAGCCUCGCUGCGUCCAAGCAGCGCUCAGACGGCACUUGGGCAAGUUACGGCGUUUCUGUUGCAUUCUUUCACGCGGAGUCGACGGGGAAGACAGCAGUCACCCCGCCGGCAGACGUAGGAAAGGAAGGUUUUGUGUGGUUGCUGCGAAAGGCCAUGCAUGGCACCCGGGAGGCGAGCAAGCAGUUUGGCACUUACGUGAUCAAAGCUCUUACGGAGGAUGGUUUCGUCAUGAUCAUGGUUGUGCCGAUGGUGUUCGUACAUUGCGAGUUGGACGUCAGUCUCGGAUGUCGCGGUGGCGACUUUCAGGCAGAGGCAGAGAAGGAGGCGUUAGACGAGCUUGACAAGAUCAUGCAACGCCAUUUUGAGGUCAUGAUCCCCCCUCGUAUCGGACCGCCAGAGCGUGGAGGACAAGCCGCGGAGCUGAAGCACUUCGAGCGAACGAUCCGGUGGACUAGUUGUGGAUUCGAGUGGGAGGGUUACUUGGAACGCAUCACCAGUCUGAUGGAGUUGCAAGGUCUACAGCCUGGAUCGCCCCGGGGCAUGACCACGCCCUCGUGGAAAGUCACCGGGAAAGGUGACCGAGACAUCGCAGAACCUCUUGGCACGGGGCCGGCGCAGGUCUUCAGGACAGCGGCUCGUGCCCUGCAGUACCUGGCAGAGGAUGUCCCGAGUGUCAAGUUCACUACGAGCACGGUCGUGGAGGGGAUGACGACGCCUACGAAGAUGCACGCGUUGCGUCUGCACCGGUGCGUUCGCUACCUCCUUGAUCAUCCCAGCGAGAUCUGGAUCUUCGCGCACCAGAAGAUGCCGACGCAUCUGACUGAGCAUUGCGAUUCUGAUUGGGCCGCCGACAAAGAGACGAGGAAGAGCAUGUCAUGUGUAGAUGAACGUCUUGGAGAGCACUUGAUCGACAUGAGCGUGUCUAAACAGUCACUGCUUGCGCUGAGCUCUGGGGAGGCAGAGUCUUAUGCCAUCGUCAGAGGCGCGGCGAUGGGUGUCCAGACGACGCAGAUCAUCGAGGCGAUGACGCGUAUGCCGUGCAAGUUGGCAGGGGAGUUCCCCUAUGGCUGA
This is a messenger RNA of Prorocentrum cordatum, 3531 nucleotides long. Lineage: Eukaryota; Dinophyceae; Prorocentrales; Prorocentraceae. The record is from the annotation of a GenBank genome assembly.